Messenger RNA from Lentinula edodes (shiitake mushroom), 1166 nucleotides. RefSeq lists its product as uncharacterized. The record is from RefSeq and is a predicted model, not a curated record. Lineage: Eukaryota; Fungi; Basidiomycota; Agaricomycetes; Agaricales; Omphalotaceae. The transcript has 3 exons. The coding region runs from base 433 to 1104 and encodes 223 amino acids.
UUUGAAUUCAGCCGAUUUGAACUAGCGCACCCUUGCGAGGUUACAUAACACCUCGCUUGUAGAUAGUAGAAUGGAUAAGGUAAUAGUUUUCAACCUGAUUCCAAUGGACAUAAAACUGAAGCAUUUGCAUCAGUUUUGACUCGUGGAUCCCAGGUGGAUCCUCUGCAAAGCGCACCCGCUACCCAAGAUAAAUCCACGCGAACCCGCCACAACACAACCUUUAACCCAUUGCCUUCAGUACCGCCUUCUCGUCACUCAUCCGACCCAAUCUCCAAUCCGUUCAAUUACCUUCUCUUUCUCUUGCGAAUCGGUCCCAGAUCGUUGUUGAAAUACUCGAGUCAAAUUAGGAAGGAGGGAGAGAAUUCAGACGAAAGGAUGAGAAAUCGUAAUUGAGAGGCCACGUGGUCGAGGGUGGUCACGGUCACGCGCUGCAUGUCCCUUGUCGUUCGCCAUAUCGCCCCGCAUCUUUUCACAAGAUCUAAAUCUGGUUAUCGUCCACCCCGCCACUCACCACUCUCAUCUAUCACGGUGAACACGCCGGACAAUACCUCGGGACCUGAAAUCUCGCAACUAUCUGGCAACUGUAGUACGGACUCGAGUGGGGGUAGUUUUCCUUUUAGUAUUGGAAAUCACGACUCUUUCGGGACGGAUAGCUCGAGCUCGAUGCACAGCUCUUACCAGCAAAAUUUCGGCCCCGCAUCUUCCUCUCCCCAGCAGUCCUUAUCGAGACCUAAGAACCACUCUCGGUCGCAGUCUCAAUCCUACGAGUCCAGGACCAUGGAUCUGACGGACAUGCACCCGCCUCAAAGCCCUGACUCAUUUCACUCUAGCUCCGUACAGGGUCAUUCAAGUUUUGGUCAGAAGCCAAGGGAGGUUGAGAUAAAAGAAGAGAAGGCAAAGCUGGAGAAGAAUAUUGUGAAGCUGGAGGUGAAGAUGGAGAAGAAGGAGGAUGAGUGGAAGUUGGAGAGGGAAAAGUUGGAGAUGAAAAUCGACAAGAAGGAGGAGGAGUGGAAGUUGGAGAGGGAGAAGCUGGAGAAGGAGCGGAAGGAGGAGAGGGAAAAGCUGGAGAAGGAGCGGAAGGAGGAAAGGGAAAACUGGAGAUGAAAAUCCACAAGAAGGAGGACAAGCUUGAGAAGAAGGAAGAGGAGCUGAAGGCAGAGAGGGCA